This is a messenger RNA of Penicillium verhagenii, 1278 nucleotides long. Its product is annotated as MFS general substrate transporter. Gene Ontology annotation, biological process: transmembrane transport. Bases 1 to 1278 code for a protein of 425 amino acids. The record is from RefSeq and is a predicted model, not a curated record. Gene Ontology annotation, molecular function: transmembrane transporter activity. Lineage: Eukaryota; Fungi; Ascomycota; Eurotiomycetes; Eurotiales; Aspergillaceae. The transcript is spliced from 4 exons. Gene Ontology annotation, cellular component: fungal-type vacuole membrane.
AUGCUAAACCAAGGGAGCGCCCAAGAAGAACUGAUCGUCGCGGACCCUCACAAUAACCUUCCGCCCCCAGUGAGCCCGCCCGAUGGUGGUCUUGUGGCUUGGCUGCAAGUUGCAGGAAGCUGGUGUCUGAUGUUUAACUGCUGGGGGGUUGUCAACUCGUACGGCGUUUUUCAGACUUAUUAUGAGAAUGAAAUCCUGUCAGAUCAUUCUUCAUCCGAUAUCGCUUGGAUUGGCUCAAUUCAAGCGUGCCUUUUACUCUUCAUUGGGGCCAUUACCGGGCCGCUUUAUGAUUAUGGAUAUUUUCGACAUCUACUGGCAGCGGGAACAUUCCUGAUAGUUUUUGGAAUGAUGAUGGUUAGUAUAUGCACUGAGUUUUCGCAUUUUGUUCUCGCUCAGGGCAUUGUUGUCGGACUUGGUGCGGGAUGUCUUUUUAUCCCUAGUGUCGCUGUUCUGCCCUUAUAUUUCAGGUCACAUCUAGCAUUCAGCAUCGGGGUGGCGGGGAGCGGUAGUGGUGUUGGAGGAAUUGUCUAUUCUAUCACUUUCCAACAACUGCAGACAACUAUAGGCUUUGGCUGGGCUUCUCGUAUUGUGGGAUUUAUCAGUCUGGCUACCCUCGUCUUCCCACUUCUGUUCAUGAGAGUAAAAUCUGCUACGCCUGAUCAACCAAGAAAAGUACGAAAGCUUUUCGACUCAACGACAUUGACAGAAACUCCGUUCUGUUUAUUUUUGGCUUGGGGAUUUUUUGGAUUCGUGGGUGUCUAUAUGCCACUGUACUAUGUUGGAUCUUAUGCCCUUGAGAAAGAGAUGAGUUCCCCGGCUGUGGGUUAUCUCAUACCCAUUCUCAAUGCGGGAUCAGUGUUAGGACGUAUCGUUCCCAACUAUGCAGCUGACAAAACUGGUCCAAUUAACAUGUUUAUACCUACAUGUUUCGGUUUAGCCGUUUUAUCCUUUGCGUGGAUCGGCAUUAGCAACACACCGGGUCUAAUUGUCUUUGUGGUGCUCUAUGGAGUUUUCAUCGGGACAUACAUGACAUUGCCAUUCAGUGCCGUCAUUAAAUUGAGUCCACAUCUAGGGGUAACGGGGGUUCGAAUGGGUAUGCUCUGCGUCAUCUGUAGCUUUGGUGUUCUCGUUGGCGCUCCAGUAGGCGGUGCUGUGCUACACAAGGGCGGCUGGGUUGGACUUCAGUCUUUUGGGGGGGCGAUGCUUAUCAUUUCGACUAUUUUUAUCUUAGCGACUCGGAUUGCUAAAGUGGGCAUUGAUCCUCGGAAGAUAAUAUAG